This is a messenger RNA of Copidosoma floridanum, 6094 nucleotides long. RefSeq names its product cilia- and flagella-associated protein 44. The record is from RefSeq and is a predicted model, not a curated record. Gene Ontology annotation, molecular function: protein binding. Lineage: Eukaryota; Metazoa; Arthropoda; Insecta; Hymenoptera; Encyrtidae.
AUGGACGACAUAGGAAACGAGUCGGAUGCGUACAGCGAGUAUGGUUCAGGAGAAGAGGCAGAAUCGUCAAGCGGUGGUUCCAUCCCAGAGCCGAUUACUUACAACACGGAAGAUUUCGUAUCGCAGCCCAGGCUUUCCGAGCACGGGACGGUUCCUCAGAACAUACUGGAAUUCGACCACUCGUUUGGCUACGACUGUCGAAAGCGCUUCAACCUCUGCGCGGCCGAUCCCGACACUCUCAUUUUCGCAUCCGGCAAUUUGAUACACUUCCUCGACGUGCCGGAAAAUAAACUCACAUUCCGACGCUCUUCCACCGGCGGUGGUAUCGGCCACAUCACCAAAAAUCCGGCGUUCAAUCACAUCGCCAUCGGUGAGAACGGAAUAGAUCCUCCUGUAAUUAUAUACGAGUGGCCUGGCAUGGAAAUCGUGAGCGUCUUGCUCGGCGGCACCACCCGUUCUUAUUCUCACUUGCGUUACAGCCCGGACGGCGAGCAACUGGUGACCCAGGGUGGCGAGCCGGACUACCUGAUAACCAUAUGGAACUGGCGGUCGUCGAAGGUGGCCCUGCAGUGCAAGUCCCACGGACAGGACGUGUACAACGUGGUGUUCUCGCCGACGAUGCCGGGCCACAUGACCUCGUGCGGCUCGGGGCACAUCAAGACCUGGAAAAUGUCCGGUACGUUCACGGGCCUGAAGCUACAGGGGGAGCUCGGCCGGUUCGGCAAAACCGAGAUCUCGGAUAUCGUGGGCGUGUAUCCGAUGCCCGACGAGAAGGUCAUUUCGGGCUGCGAGUGGGGCAACAUACUCGUGUGGGACGAGGGAUUGAUAAAGAUCGAGGUGCGCAGGAAACAGAACAGGCCCUGCCACGCGGGCUACGUGUCCCAAUUCGAAUACAUCAGCGACGAGCUUGUUUCCAUUGGCACCGACGGCCGUAUAAACUUUUGGUACUACGAGACGAUCGAUCUGGCGGAGCAGUCGGAGGACAACCACUACCUCGAGGUCGAACCGAUCUACGAGGUCGUGGUAGAGGAGGGCGAGGACACGGCGAUGCUCAUGCAGAUACUAAAGCGAGAGCCCGCCGAUCCCGAUGACGCUCUGUGGUACGCUCAGGACGGCAACGGGGGCCUGUGGCUGGUCGACCUGUCGACCAUGCGGACCCCCGAGGCCCCCAAAAAGCUCCUGAGAUGCCACGCGGGACCUAUCAUGGACAUGGACGCUGCCGAUUGGGGACCAUACGCCGCGACCAUAGGCCAGGACGGCCGGCUGCACGUCUACGACUACCUCGAGAAGAGGCUGCUGCUCGCCCACCGGUUCCUCGAUCCCGGCUCCUGCCUCCUCUGGCUCCCGUGUUCGGUCGAACCGAGUGGCUCGACGCUCGUCUGUGCCUUCGGCACCGGAGUCCUUCGCGUGGUGAUCGUUGAUCCGACAAAGGCCACGACCCCGAGGUUGAUCCAAGUUCUGAAGCCGCACGUGAAGAGCGUCACUCGCGUCUCGACCAACCCGUCCAACACUGUAUUGGUGACGGGGAGCGAGGAUAUGACCGUGUUCGUGUUUCGAAUCGAGAGGCAGGAGAAGUCGUACCCGGUUCUGGUGCCGAUCGGCUACCUGAGGCUCCCGUCGGGCGUCACUUUUGUCACCUGGAAGCCACAGACCAAGUCAACGGUGCUGGUCGGGUGCUCGAGGGGAGACUGCGUGCAAGCGGACCUCCCAGAAGAAGUCCAAGCGUACACGACGAUUUCUUACGAGCUGACCGAGUGCGAGCCGAUCGCGUUCAAGUUCGAGUCCGUGAAGUCGUCGAUACUGAGGGAACAAGCUCGCUUGGCGAACGAGAGACGGAGGCAGGAGAGGAUAGCCGAGCUGAUGGCCGAGUUGGCGUCCAUGAGGGAGAAGGAUCCCAACCUCGAGCUCGACGAGGACGUUUUUUUCGAAUCCGAGCUGGAAGAUGAGCCCCCGCUUCCGGAGAUUUACGUGCCGGAAGUGCCCAACGGCGUGCUGGCGGCCUUUUACACGACGAGGGACACUCUGCUGCUGUCAAUUGCCGGAUACGACGCCGGCUAUACGUACGAGUACUCCAAUCCCCAGCUCGAUCAACAGCCCGCGCUCGUCGGCAGUAAUUUAGUCGUCGACAGCGACGACCAGGAGAUUCGCAGCUUUCUGUUCUUGAGCGAGCGAAAGUACAUAGUCCUGGGAAUGGAACGCGGUGAGAUCCGGGUGUGUCGGACGAACCCGCGCGAGGAAGCGGACUUUUCCGACUAUUGGCUACUGCCGAUGCACGACAACGACAACGGCCACGUGUCCAGCAUGCGCUUGGGCUGCGAGGGCAACGUGCUUUUGACUUGCGGCUACGACGGCAGCAUCUUCUCGUUUGCCGUCAACGACGACUCGGGUAGACGAACCGCCCGUGUCCGCUCCACGGCCGAUGUACCGGAUAUCGAGGAUCUGGAUCAUCCGAGUUUGGAGGAGGUCAUCGUGCAGGCCGAGCGGGACAGAGUCAUGCGCAACGCCAAGGAAGACAAGGAGCACACCCUGGCAGUACUGCGCGAAUUGACCGAAGAGUUCAACUCGAUUUUGAAGAGGAACGGUAGUUUGCCGCAGUCGCAGAGGCUCACCGACGACGAGCUAGAGCUGGACCAGAGGAUCACGGUGGACCUGGACCGCGAGCUAGAGGCGCAGAUGGAGCUCGUGCACGACAAGUUGGCCCACGAUCUGGAAAAGAGCAAGCUGAGGCUGAAGAAGCUCAUGGACCACUUUGUCGAGCCGAUCACGUGUUUGUCCUUCGUGGUGAAAAAGAUAUCGGACCCGAGCUCUAUGGUUCACUCUCUGAGGGAGCUGAAGCUGACGGGUGACUAUGCUGUUGGCCAAUCGGACAGCUCGAGGAACGACGAGCACCAUCAGGACGGCGCCGCGCCAGCGAACGAUCAGCAGAGUUUGUUGACCCUGGAUUCCGCCAGGACCGCCAGCACAUUAGGCUCGGGCGGCAGCGACCGCGAGGCUGGGGCGCCGGUUCCCGGGAUGGAGAGUUUUCUGAAGGGCCUGAGCCCGGAAACGAUCCAGUUCCACUUGGGCGACGAGAUAAACCAGCUCUUGAAAAAAUACCGAUCCCUCAAGGGCAAGCUCGAAGAGCAGGAGCAGGAGUGGAAAACCCUGCAGUCGGAAAAGCCCGACCCGAAAGCCGUGAAUUCCGAGGACAAGGAAGCGAUCGAGCGCUCAAAGAGCACCGUGGGCGACUACAAGCUCAAGGUCCUGCUGGACGUGGACCCGGAGAACCGAGCGACCGUCGAGAGCAAGUACAAACAGAUUGUCGAUUGCAGGCGAAAGAUACACUUCCGCCGCGAGGACUUUAACACCAAGCUCCGAGAGCUACGGGCGAGGAAGGUCGAGCUGCAGGUGGAAGUCGACCUGUUGCUCAAGCGGUUGAAAAAAAUCCACGACGAGAUACCCGAGGAACAGGCGAAGGCGCUGCCGAAACCACCCGCCAUCGAUCACGACGAGGAGUUUCCUGAAAAAAAUCUCGAGCUCGAGUCGUACGUCCCGACGUCGGAGCGCAUCAAAAAGUCAAAGAAGAGGCGGCUGUCGUCCAUCACGACGCAAAUGACGGUCGACGAUUCGGACGAGGAGUACGAGAUCCUGCUGAUGGACGAGGCGCGCUUUCGGCCGAACGAGUGCUGCGGUGGUCCUGGAGACGGCGGGGGAAACUCCGUUUUUGCCUUGGACGAGAAGCAACAGGUGCAGGUGAUCCCGUGCGUCGUGCCGCUGGAGCUUAUAGCCGCGCUGCAACUGCCCGACAAGAGUGACAGCAAGUUAGAGCGCGAGAUGAAGCGGGCGCGCAUGGCGCGGAAGAUCCACGAGCAGGACGAGAUCCUGAGCCACAUAAGCCGGAGCUACGAGGCCUUCGACGAGGAGCUCGGGCGCCUCGAGGGUGAGCGGCUCGACAUCGUUUACGAGAGCGUCUACAUGGACCUGCACCUGCUGACGAUGCACCAGGAGCUCAUUGUCCUGAAAAAGUUCGAGGGCAUGGAGAAGGAGUUCUCGAGAAAGGUCGACGAUCAAGUCAAGACCAGGACCCUCGUGGCGAAGAAGAUCGAAAAACUAGCGAGGAAAGUUGAGGAGAAGAAAAACUCCGUGGCGAGGCUGCGGGAAAAAAUCAAGGAGAACACGGCGCGCUACCUAAACUCCAUCGCCGGGCACAAGUACUACGUUUUCCUCAAGAAAAUCUGCAAGAAAAAGUACAGCGCUCCAAAACCCCACGACGACCACGACGACGAUGCCUCAUCCUUUUCGUUCGAGAAUAACAGCAGCAGCAGCAGCAGCAGCAGCAGUAGCUCCGAAGACGACCCGAACGACCCAAGGUACUCGAGCUCGAGUGAUUUCGACAGCGAGAGGGUCGCGCUACUACACAUGACAGAGACCGAGUGCCCGGACGAUCUCGAGCGCGAGAUCUACGACGAGGCGUUUGCGGUGCGCGAGACUCGAUACGCGGAGGAGCACCGGAUACAGGACGAGUGGCGCAGUGCGGAGCUGCUGCAGGAGGAGCUUGAUGCUCAGCGCAAUAGGAUCGAGACCACGGAGAUCGAGCUAAAGGCCGAUCGCGCCCAAUUGCAGGCCCUCCUGCGGGAAAAACAAAAACAGCUCAACGACAUCGACGUCACGGUUAUCAUGAAGCUCGACCAACUGCAGCUGUUCACCGGCGAGGCUGACAAGCCGGAGAGCAUUCAAAACUGCAUAGUCUUCGACAAGGAUCGGCUCUCUCGGCUCUACGCGAGGGUCGGCGAACUGGAGCAGGAUACGAGGGAGCUGCAGGAGAAGCACAGGAACGACAAAGGGCACCUCCGCAAGAUCAAGGUAGAUUGCGAGUCCAUGAGGAAGGAGCUGGAAGCUCUGAAGGAGCAGACACAGAGGGAGAUGGAGCAAAAGUUUGGCCAGCAAGUGUCCCUCGUCUCACUGUACGAGGCGGUGCUCAAGAGGUUGAUCCACAACAUCAAGGCCAAUACGAGCUCGCUGAUGAAGUUUUACGACGACAAGAUCAAAGUUAUCAGGAAGGAGUACAAGGAGCAACUCCAGGUGCUCAAGGAUUUGAUUCAAGACAAUACGGAGAAGCUGAGUUUUCUCACGGUUUUGGAGGAGGAGCUCUUCAAGCUGCACAAGAUGCAAAAACUCAAAAUCAUACCCGAGGAAGAGAUAAGCAAAAUAGAAUCGCAAUACAAGUCGGAUCUGAGCAAACUCAAGGCCAUGCUGAAGAACCAAGAGAAGCAGAAGGAGAGCAUUUCCAGGGACAUAAGAUCUCUGAGCCUCAAAACAAAGUGUUUGCAACCGGAGGUUACUGAACGCAAAAAGCCGGACAAGCCAACGGGAUCUGGGCCGAAAAGUGCGGGGAAAGUGGACGAAUCGAAGCCAGCGAGUUUCGAAGACAAAGAAAUCACCGUCGACGACUGUGAACACUUUAAAAAAGUCAUAGCUAUACGGCACCUGUUGUCGCAAAUCACAGCCGUGGACGAUGUCAAUACCAAGGAAACGGUGGAAAAAAUGUUGAGAGAAGUCAUUGGCAAACUGAAACGGGCCGGCUGCUGCGAAGAGGAGAUUAAAAAAAAUAUCAGCGAGAUCAUGCACAUGUCGGAUGAAGAGCAAGAAUCGUCUCAAAUUGACAACCUGUUUAGCAGCGAGAGUCUCGCUGACAUAAUUCACCAGUACGAUGAAAAGACAAAUGAUAUUUCGUUUGCCGAGGAAAUCAAUCCCGAAACUUACGGUAGAUUGAGAGAAUUGUUUUCCAGUGUGGGCAUUAAAGACGAAACUGGAAGUAUAGCACUGACGAUAGUGAAGAAUUUGAAAACGAGCGGAGAGGUGGCUUCUGCCUUGAAGUAUACCUUGAGAAAAUUACCGAAUACCAGCUACGAAGUAAAAACAACUCUGCGGGAACAUAUAAAGCACUCGUUGAUGGAAAUCAUGAAUAACAUCACACUACAGUUAUUUACAAUUAAAUCUAGUAGUAAUGUUAUUCUCAACAUAACAGUUUCCAUCUACACAUAUUCUAAACGAAUCUAUCUUGUCUUUACAUUGAUUUAUUUUACAAGUCCUUACAAAUAAAUUGUUUAUCGAU